AUGAGAGUUCACACAGGAGAGAUACCUUACACGUGCCAACAGUGUGAAAAGAGUUUCAUUCGACCAGCAAGCCUCAAAAUCCACAUGAGAAUUCACACUGGAGAGAACCUGUUUACUUGUCAGCUGUGUGGAAAGAAUAUCGGUCAAAAAGAACACUUUAUUAACCACAUGAGAACUCACACUGGAGAAAACCCAUUCACCUGCCAACAGUGUGGAAAAAGGUUCAAUCGAAAAGGAAACUUGAAAGUCCACAUGAGGAUUCACACUGGAGAACCUGUUUACUUGUCAGCUGUGUGGAAAGAAUAUCGGUCAAAAGAACACUUUAUUAACCACAUGAGAACUCACACUGGAGAAAACCCAUUCACCUGCCAACAGUGUGGAAAAAGAUACUUCAGGUCCCUACAAGAAUCCACCAUGAUCAUCACAAGUGAUUUGGCCAUGUUCAAAUAG
Onychostoma macrolepis is the source of this 450-nucleotide messenger RNA. Its product is annotated as gastrula zinc finger protein XlCGF57.1-like. The coding region runs from base 1 to 450 and encodes 149 amino acids. NCBI's taxonomy places the organism in Eukaryota, Metazoa, Chordata, Actinopteri, Cypriniformes, Cyprinidae. The transcript is spliced from 2 exons. The record is from RefSeq and is a predicted model, not a curated record. Gene Ontology annotation, biological process: regulation of DNA-templated transcription. Gene Ontology annotation, molecular function: RNA polymerase II cis-regulatory region sequence-specific DNA binding; DNA-binding transcription factor activity, RNA polymerase II-specific.